Molecule: messenger RNA, 954 nt
Organism: Closterium sp. NIES-65
Lineage: Eukaryota; Viridiplantae; Streptophyta; Zygnematophyceae; Desmidiales; Closteriaceae
Source: the annotation of a GenBank genome assembly
AUGGGGCACGCGCCUUCGCUCCCUCAUGCCCUUCUUCCUCUUUCCCCUCGCCUUCUUCCUCUUUCCCCUCACCUUCUUUCUGUCUCCUCCUCUCUUUUGUUCGCCUCCACUCUCUGCCUUCCCUCCACUCGCUGCCUUCCCUCAACUCUCUUCCUUCCCUCCACUCUCUACCUUCCCUCCACUCUCUGCCUUCCCUCCACUCUCUGCCUUCCCUCCUCUCUUUCUUCCCUCCUGGCAGAGCCAGUGGCGGCAAUGCUGGGCAAGCUGGCGGCGUAUGGCGUGGAGCACGUACCUACCAGAGGCAACACAGUGAACGCCACCAUGCCGGCUGCCACUGACUCCGUGCUCGCCCGCUUGCAUGGACACGCCGCGGCACAAGCAAGUGGUUGUGUGGGUGAAGGACACAUGGGAGAGGGUAGGGGUCGAGCCUCACACGGACCUCAUAUCGUUCCACAUGCUGCCCUGCAGCCGGCCAUGGCACGCCAUGGCUCGAGCCCUCAUGGCCCGCCUGCCCCCGAGCUUCAUUGCUGUUCACUUCCUCUCAGAAUUUAUCGCCUUCCGACUGGCGCAGAGGCUAAAGAGGGACGGCAGGCGGGCCAAUGCGAGCAUGGUGGAGGGAUGAUGACGGGGUGCAUGCGUGCAGCGCGGGAACUCAUACAACAGGUGCAGCAGGAGCCGCACACCACCGCUGUCUUCAUUGCUGCUGACGUGCCCUUCACUGCCCGCCCGGCCACACCACAGGCAGGCAGUGAACAGGCGGGAGCCAAGCAAGGGGGAGGCAAACCUGGGGGAGGCGAGCCUGUGGGAGGGGAGCAAGGGGAAAGGGGAGAGCAGGAGGUGGUGCGGUCGGACUUGUGGGCGGAGACAACGUGGAGCUUUGGGGAGGGGGGGCGGGUGAGGGCGGCACCGCGGGACAGCCUGUGGUGUCAAGAUACUAAGGACAGCAAGACUUAG